CGGGCCGCGCCGGCCAUGGCGCGGGCGGGCGCGCGGGGCCGGGCAGGGCGGCGCGGGCGGUGCCGGCGGGGCGCGCUCCUCGCCUUCGCCGCCUGGGCCGUGGGCUGGGUGCUGGCGGCCGCGCUCCUGCUCCGCGCGCACCCGGGCGUCCUCUCCGAGCGCUGCACCGACGAGGAGAGCCGGCGCAUCCUGGCCGCGCUGUGCCAGGACUACCGGGGCGGCGCACUCUCUGGAGACCUCUGCGAGGACCUGUGUGUGGCUGGGAAGCUGCUGUAUCGCCGCUGCCUGUACUACCACAGGGGCAAGAAGGUGCUUCAAGUCGACUGGGGCGGCCGGCCUGUGGUCCUCAAGUCCGAGCAGGAGGCCUUCUCCAGCUUCCCACCCCUUGGCUUGUUGGAAGAGGAGGUGGAGGAGGGAGGCCAGGACAUUUCUGAGGCAGAACUCCUCCUGAUGGUGGCCGGAGAGGUCAAGAGUGCCCUGGGCCUGGAGCUGUCAAACAGCAGCCUGGGGCCGCUGUGGCUGGGCGGGCGGGGCCCCCGCUGGGGGGGGGAGCUGGCCAGCCUGUGGGCCCUGCUGCAGCAGGAGGAGUACGUGUACUUCAGCCUGCUGCAGGACCUGAGCCACCACGUCCUGCCCGUGCUGGGCUCCUGCGGCCACUUCUACGCGGUGGAGUUCCUGGCUGCAGGCAGCCCCCACCACAAGGCCCUCUUCCCCCUGGAUGAGACCGUAGGUCCCUCUGGGGAUGGCCCGGGCCAGGUCAGGGCCAUCAGCGACAUCGCUCUCAGCUUCUUGGACAUGGUGAAGCACUUCGACAGCGAUUUCUCCCACCGCCUCCACCUCUGUGACGUCAAGCCUGAAAACUUUGCCAUCAGGAGUGACCUCACGGUGGUGGCUAUUGAUGUGGACAUGGCCUUUUUUGAGCCUAAAAUGAGGGAAAUUCUGGAGCAAAAUUGCACGGGAGAUGAAGAUUGCAAUUUCUUUGACUGCUUUUCCAAGUGUGAUUUGCGAGUCAACAGAUGUGGUGCGCAACGCGUCAACAGCAACCUGCAAGUCAUCUGUGACAAAAUAUUCCGCCAUUGGUUCUCCUCACCUCUGGAGAGCUCUGCCAUCUCCUUCCAGCUUCAGCUGAAGUUACAGGAGGCAGUGCAGGAGUGCGCAGAUCUAGGUGGCCCCGCCAGGGACUCCUGGAGAGCAACCCCCAGUGUGUUCUGGAAGCUUCGCCGGCUCCUUCAGGCCACACGGAGGGAACUGCAGGAGGUGAAGCGGUAG
This is a messenger RNA of Carlito syrichta (Philippine tarsier), 1269 nucleotides long. RefSeq names its product family with sequence similarity 69 member C (gene DIPK1C). The coding region runs from base 16 to 1269 and encodes 417 amino acids. The record is from RefSeq and is a predicted model, not a curated record. NCBI's taxonomy places the organism in Eukaryota, Metazoa, Chordata, Mammalia, Primates, Tarsiidae. The transcript is spliced from 4 exons.